GACGUAGUUACGCCUCUACCCAGCUUCUAGUGCUAGUGCUAAUGCUAAUGGUUGGUGCUUAGCGGCUUUUUGGUUCCCGGGCAGAUAAAAUCUAACUCCUCGGUCCGUUUCCAGCCUCCAGACUUCCUGACUGUCCGCGUCGGGUCGCCGCCAUGGCGCUGCAGGGCCCGGAGGAGGUAGGCGAACAGGUUGAAGAACCGGAGGACCUGGAUGACCAGGACGCCAGCAGCAUCUCGCCAGCAGAGGAGAUAACCCUUCCACCCGGGCCCGGGGGCGAAGAGGAGGCGGAGGAGGCCUUCCUCCUGCCCUGGGACCGCUUCUCCUCCUGGCUGCACUGCAUCUGUGUGGUGGGCUUCGACCUGGAGCUGGGCCAGGCGGUGGAGGUUAUUUAUCCUCAUCAUUCCAAACUGUCAGAGAAAGAGAAAACAAGCAUCUGCUACCUUUCCUUUCCGGACUCCAACUCAGGUUGCCUUGGCGACACACAGUUCUGCUUCCGCUUCCGCCAGGGCUCCAACAGGAAGUCGUCACUGGGCUGUUUCCUGGAGAACACAGACCGAGAUGCGCCGCCCUGCCUGAAGCGGGAACAAGGCCACUACUACGGUUACGUGUACUUUCGUCAGGUCCGAGACAAAUCCUUGAAGAGAGGAUACUUCCAGAAGUCUCUGGUCCUAAUCAGUAAGUUGCCGUAUGUGACCUUCUUCCACUCGCUGCUGAAGAUCAUGGCUCCAGAAUACUUUGAGAAACAGGAGCCCUGCUUGGAGGCCGCUUGUAACGACAUGGACCGCUGGCCGCCGCCUCAUCCUGGACGAGUCCUGACUCUACCGAUAAUGGGCGUCGUCAUUAAGGUUCGUAUCCCAACCUGCUACGAUAAACCAGGAACCUCCCAGUUGGUCCAGUCUACCCAGAGCGACAGUCUAGUUUCCAUCGUGCUGCCAACCAUCCAUGAAGUGGACCUGUUCAGGUGCUUCCACCCGGUCUUCUUCCACAUCCAGAUGCUUUGGGAGUUGGUGUUGUUAGGGGAGGCCCUUGUUGUCAUGGCGCCGUCGCCAGCUGAGUCGGCGGACACCGUGCUGGCGUUAGUCAGCUGCAUAUCUCCUCUGCGCUACUGCAGCGACUUCAGGCCGUACUUCACCAUCCAUGACAGCGAGUUCAAGGAGUACACCACCAGGACGCAGGCUCCGCCGUCAGUGAUUCUGGGAGUGACCAAUCCCUUCUUUGCAAAGACUCUGCAACACUGGCCGCACAUCAUCCGCAUCGGAGACAUGAAGCAAGCGGGAGAGCUGGCCAAGCACAUGAAAGUCAAGAAACUAAAAAACCUCAAAACUCUGGACUCCAAACCGGGUGUGUACACUGCAUACAAGCCAUAUCUCAACAAGGAUGAAGAGAUCAUCAAACAGCUCCAGAAGGGAGUUCAGCAGAAGCGACCGUCAGCGGCCCAGAAUGCAAUUCUCCGACGCUACUUCUUAGAGCUGACUCAGAGCUUCAUCAUCCCUCUGGAGCGGUAUGUUGCCAGCCUCAUGCCUCUCCAGAAGUCCAUCAGUCCUUGGAAGAGUCCUCCUCAGCUCCGGCCUUUUGUCCAGCAGGACUUCAUGAAGACCCUGGAGAAAGCAGGACCCCAGCUCACGUCCAGACUCAAAGGAGACUGGAUCGGACUCUACAGGCAUUUCCUAAAAUCCCCAAACUUUGAUGGCUGGUUCCGCAGCAGGAAAAGAGAGAUGACUCAGAAACUGGAGGCUCUGCACCUGGAGGCUCUAUGUGAAGAGGACCUUCAGCAGAGGAUCCAGAAGCACACAGAGGUGGAGGCGGUCGAUCUGGUUCUGAAGCUGAAAGACAAACUGAACCAAGCAGAGAGGGAGCAGCUCCCGCUUCGUCCGGGGACCCUAUCCAAACUCAGAGCCCACAUCGAGGCUGUCAUCCUGGCCUUACCAGAGGACCUACAGGGCAUCCUCCACAAGCCCCCCACCUCAUGAUCCUCCUAUGUUUAGCCUUUCAGAAGGUAAUAGGUCUGUUGUAGGUGGGGCUGGGUCCCCGCUGGGUCAGACUGGGGGCUCACUGAGCUCUGGGAUCAUGAGGUUUAAAUCGAAAUACUGGACGGCCUAGAGCUGCCAGAUGAAGUCAUAUGGAACGGAGAGAAAGGAGAGCUGUGUGGACUCAAGUUCUCGCACAGUUCACUACUAACCCUGAGCCGGGUGGGGGGGGGAUUAACGGCCCCCAGCUGACUUUUUUUACUCUCUGAUUUUUAACUUCAGAACAUUUUUGUUUUUUAAUUUUGACCUUUUGCCAUCGGGCUGUUUCAGCCUAACAGUUUUCGGUUUUCAUCGAUUGUUGUAAAGAAGUGCUGUUCAUCGCCACCAGGACCAGGGAGUCCUACCCUCACAAACACUGAUUAAUGCAAAUGAACUAAACCGAGGAGAGCCAAGAAGUGCAUUAUAUUUAUAUUUCACUAAGAUCUUUAUCUUUUUAACACCUUAAACCCAAACAGCAUCCAGAACCAGCACCCCUGAUAUAAUCAGCACUAAUCUGCUGUAAAGCGUCGCUCAGGGGCCCAUCACACCGCUACCAGUCUCACAUAUCUCUGCAAAGGAAGCUACAACUGGUCGAGGAUCUCUGCAAAAAAUAUCCUGCAACCUGCUAAGUGCAAAUUUUACUGGGUUUUUCUGUGUAAUUUUAACUGAUCUGAGUCCAGCUUAAUACGGUGGGUGAGGGGGAAGAAUAUAUGAUAUGUGGCAAUAUAUGAUUUCAUAGCAAAAAAGGUUCUGCAAAUCAAGACUAACACACAAAAGAAAAAAAAAUCACACAGAAAAAAUGUUGCAAAGGAAAAAAGUUG
Molecule: messenger RNA, 2827 nt
Organism: Cyprinodon tularosa
Lineage: Eukaryota; Metazoa; Chordata; Actinopteri; Cyprinodontiformes; Cyprinodontidae
Gene: dennd6a
Product: DENN/MADD domain containing 6Aa
Exons: 19
Coding region: 153-1970 (605 amino acids)
Cellular component (GO): recycling endosome
Molecular function (GO): guanyl-nucleotide exchange factor activity
Source: RefSeq, a predicted model, not a curated record